CUAAAAAUAACUCGUGAGGAGAGUUUGUAGUCAGGUCCAAUUUCGGGUUCUAGCUGAGCUAGCUGUAAGUUUGGCCACUACUAUAAAGCUGGAACAGUUGAAAAUCCAUGAUAAAUAUUUUCUGAGGACAUAAGCAGCAUGAAUGAGGAUAAAGAGGCAAAGCAUGGAGGACAUAAAAAUGGAAAGAAAGGAGGACUCUCUGGAAGUUCAUUUUUCACAUGGUUUAUGGUAAUUGCAUUGCUGGGCGUCUGGACUUCUGUUGCUGUCGUUUGGUUUGACCUUGUUGAUUAUGAAGAAGUUCUAGCCAAAGCAAAGGACUUCCGUUAUAACUUGUCAGAGGUACUUCAAGGGAAGCUGGGAAUCUAUGAUGCUGAUGGUGAUGGUGAUUUUGAUGUCGAUGAUGCCAAAGUUUUAUUAGGCCUGACCAAAGAUGGCAGUAAUGAAAAUAUUGAUUCUCUUGAGGAAGUCCUUAAUAUUUUAGCAGAGGAAAGCUCUGAUUGGUUUUAUGGCUUCCUCUCAUUUCUCUAUGAUGUAAUGACUCCUUUUGAAAUACUAGAAGAAGAAGAGAGCGAAACUGCAGGUGAUGUUGAUGGACUUAAGGAAAAAUCUGCCUCAGCAAAAUCAGUCUUACCUGGACAACCAGAGGACCACAUACAACCAGAAGAUCAGGCUACGGGAAAAUUAGAACACCAGAGUGUUGAAAAUGAAGUGGAAGAGGACAUUCAGUUUGUUCUUAAAGAAGCACUGCAGACACAACAUGAAAAUGACAAGGAAGAAGAGUCGGUUGAAGCAGUAGAAGAACAGCAAAUAGAAGAUGAUGAAGAAGAAAUUCCUAUGAGAAAUGAGUUAGAAGAUACACUUGAAGGCUUGGAAACAGAAGCACUUCAUGAAGAAACUGAAGAUACAUAUUAUCGGACAGAAGGGCCUGAGUCAGAUUCAAAUGAAUAUAAUAAGGAUGCGGAAGAGAUUGUGUACGAACAGGAAAAUCCAGAUUACCAAGAGAUUAUAGAACCAGGAGUCAAAGAUACAACACUGGAGUAUGUUACAGAAGACACAACGUACCAAGACAAUGAUGAACAAGUCUAUGAACCUCAAGAAAAUGAGAGAACAGAAGCUGUUUCAGAUAUUGCUGUAGAAGAUUUAAACAUAGGUUUAGAGGAAGGAAAUAUAUCCCCAGUAGAAGAGCAGCAUGAAAUACCAUCAGAAACAGUUGUGAAAACGAAUGACCCAGAAAAAGAAAAAGCUAAGAAAAAGAAACCCAAACUUUUAAACAAGUUUGACAAGACUAUUAAAUCCGAACUUGAUGCUGCAGAGAAACUACGGAAAAAGGGAAAAAUUGAGGAUGCUAUGAAUGCCUUUGAAGAACUCGUGCACAAGUACCCACAGAGUCCACGAGCUCGUUACGGGAAAGCUCAGUGUGAAGAUGAUUUGGCUGAGAAGAGGAGGAGCAACGAAGUACUCAAGAGAGCCAUCGAAACUUACCAGGAGGUAGCUGACCUGCCAAAUGUCCCUGCUGACCUGGUAAAACUCAGCCUGAAGCGGCAGUCAGACAGACAGCAAUUUUUAGGUCACAUGAGAGGCUCCUUGGUCACGCUUCAGAAAUUGGUUCACUUGUUUCCUAAUGAUACUUCUUUCAAGAAUGAUCUUGGAGUAGGUUAUCUCUUGAUUGGUGACAAUGACAAUGCUAAGAAGGUUUAUGAAGAGGUUCUGAAUGUGACUCCUAAUGAUGGCUUUGCGAAAGUGCAUUAUGGUUUUAUCCUGAAGGCCCAGAACAAGAUUGCUGAGAGCAUCCCUUAUCUGAAGGAAGGACUGGAAUCUGGUGACCCUGGCACUGAUGAUGGGCGUUUUUAUUUCCACUUGGGUGAUGCUUUGCAGAGAGUUGGGAACAAAGAGGCAUACAAAUGGUAUGAACUUGGACACAAGAGAGGUCAUUUUGCAUCUGUUUGGCAGCGUUCGCUUUACAACGUAAAUGGAAUUAAAGCCCAGCCUUGGUGGACUGCAAAAGAAACUGGUUAUACUGAGUUAGUGAAGACCUUAGAAAGAAACUGGAAAUUAAUUCGUGAUGAAGGCCUUGCUGUGCUAGAUAAAACCAAAGGUCUCUUCCUGCCUGAAGAUGAAAAUCUGAGAGAAAAGGGUGACUGGAGCCAGUUCACUCUAUGGCAGCAAGGAAGAAAAAAUGAAAAUGCUUGCAGAGGAGCUCCAAAAACCUGCGCUUUACUAGAAAAAUUUCCAGAGACGACAGGGUGCAGAAGAGGGCAGAUCAAAUAUUCUGUUAUGCACCCAGGCACUCAUGUCUGGCCUCACACAGGGCCUACAAACUGUAGGCUGAGGAUGCAUCUGGGCCUGGUGGUACCCAAGGAAGGCUGUAAGAUACGUUGUGCCCAGGAGACCAGGAACUGGGAAGAAGGGAAAGUGCUCAUCUUUGAUGACUCCUUUGAACAUGAGGUGUGGCAGGAUGCAGCUUCCCUGCGCCUAAUCUUUAUUGUGGAUGUGUGGCACCCGGAGCUGACCCCUCAGCAGAGGCGAAGUCUGCCUGCAAUUUAACACAUGUUGGAGGCUCGGAACACAAGUGAGGGAGGCUCUUAAUGUCUGUUUUAUCUGCAUGGAUAAUGUAGACAGAACCAUAAACGCUGAAGCUCCUAAUGCUUCUGCUUGAAAUGCAGCCUCAAAAAUGCUAGCCUGCUCAGGUUUAGAAGAUGCUGAAAGAAUGGUUUGUCUGCUCCAGCUCAUUUAGAAAUUGUCCUUUUCUGUUCCAUGCUGCUCUGAUGCCGACAUCAAAGUGAAAACAUGAGACCUUCUUACCAGCCAAAGAUAUUGCCCCUAGAAUAGGUUUGUCAAUGUGCGUUGAUAGGAAAUGUAGAUAAUGUGAAUGGAUGGUUAUCAUUUUGUAAUUUUUAAAUGUAAUUGUAUUUUUCUAUUAAGCCAGCCACAGAGCAUUUAUUUUUAUGAACCACUACAUUCUUUUCUUUCUUUCUUUCUUUCUUUCUUCUUUUUUUUUUUUUUUACAAGCUGUAUAAUGGCUUCACUUCCAGCUGUUUAGUAUUGUUAUCUUUGGGUACUCUAUAUCAAGAUGAGUUUUCCAAUUCCUUUUAGUAUAAAGAAACUGGUAUGAAAGAGAAAAUGCUAUUUUCCUACUGUGAUGGACAGGAAAAGGUAGAAAGCAAUACCUCUGUUCAAAAAAAAAAAACAUGAAAAUGACCUCCCUUUUUAUCAGUUUAUUUUUGUCUUCUUCCUGGAGGCCUGGUUUCUGACUAGUACCUUCUUUGUAUUGAUAAUAGAGAGAAACCAAGUUGGUUGUUUAUUUCUCUGCAGAAAAAUUUUGUCACUGAAAAAGCAUGUGUAAUAAUUUGAAAUUGACUCCUAUAAAGACCACAUAUAACUCAUAUAUUCCAAGAAUUAGGUUUAUUUUUUUAAGAAAUUUUUUUCAUAGUAAAACUUUCCAUCUCCUAAGAUUAGGAAGAUGCUUCGUAAGGAAAUGGAUCCAGGCCCUGUGGGUCUUGACACCUUUAGCAGUCAGGGUCCAAGCCUUCCCUUAUCUUUACACAGUAUUAAUCCAUAUAGAGGAUGAGUGAAUGCUCUCUUGGUACUUCAGAGGAUUUCUGCUGUAUUUUUCUUGGAUAAGUUUUUGAUAGAGUUAUUCAGGAUGACAGAAUGGAAAGGGUAAUGACUGCAAAUGGGAAAAUGCUAGGAUCUUUGUUGCACAUUGGGAUAUCAUAAGAAAUCCUUUCCUCUUUAAAACAGUUGGAAACACUCUUCCUAACUUUUUGCCUUAGAAUUGCUCCAUAAAUUGAAAAGCAAUGCCUUAAAAUAAGUAUCAAGCUUGCAUGGGUGAAUUUUUAAUAACACACAUUGCAAAGAAAUAACAUUUUAAAAAAUGAUCUCCAUAGAUAAUCAAAUAACCAGAUAAAGUUUUAAUGAAGUAAAAAUUUUGAUUUUUUUUCUAAAACCAAAUAAGAAUAAAAUGCACCCUUUGAAAAGUGUGCAGUGUAAUUUCUCUAAAAAUGUGAUGAUAAUCACGCACUGAAUGUUAUUUAAUGGGCCAAGAUGAACAAAAAUAUUUAUUAAAUGCCACAUUCAUGGCAUAUUUUUUUAAUAAACUUGAGUGCCUGGAGUCCUGGUGGAAAGUGAGCUGGAACACACAGCCUUUUUAUUCCAGGAAUUGACUGAGGCAACUCUUGGCUCAUUUUCUUUAAUUGUCUUCCAAUAUUGAAACUACUCGUAUUUCUUCUAUUUCAAGAGCACAGGUUAUACUGGAGGGGCACUGGGGAGUUUUGAUCCCUUUUCCUUGAAAGGAACCCCAACUAGAAUGCACAGGUUGACAAUACUGUAUGGGGAACUUACUUGGUGGUUCCUAUGUAGUUGCUUCCAUAUCUAAACCAGGUAUUUUGCAGCUUUUUUUUUUUUGGUGAAGGGGAGGUGAGGACAGCAUAUUACAGGUGUGGUAAACAGAAUCAAGAGAAACAGCACCUCCAAAAUAAUGACCAAUAUCAAGGGAAAAAAAACCAGGAAGAAAAAAGUCAUUUUUGUCCUUCAGUAUUUAUUUAAGAGGGGGAAGUGACUCAACAGUGAAGGACAGUACAAUCCAAUGCUCAUGUAAUAGUAACUAACAUUCGUGUCAAUUCUUGUUGAAUUUGGUUCCUGUUUGUAAAUCUAUUGCAUACAUGUACAGAAAAUUCAAAUGAGAAAAUGCACAUGGGAACGUUCAUCUUACAUUCAUGUCAUGAGAUUUGGAGAGAAACAGAUUUACAAGCUAACUCAUGUUAACUUAGGUCACUAGGGUAAGUUGAGUGUUUUAAAUCAGGUCACGAAAUCAGGACGUUGAGACUGCCAACUUAAUAGGCAGGUAUCUUUUCACUGUUUUAAAACAUAGCACUAAUUGGCUCCAAUGACAUUUUAAAAACUUGGAUCUAACAGUUGUCACAUAUAUAAAGCCAAGCAAUUAAAAUGACUCCCUGAUUUGCUUUUAUUUCUUCUUCAUCUUUCUAUAUAAUUGUAUAAAAAAAGUCAUUGGAUCACAGUACAGAUGAAGAUAUUUCAGCAUGUGAUUAGGAAUGGCUGCCCAAAAGUAACUGGUUUUAUUUACACACCUAUGCGUUGGCAGAGUGGCUGUAUUUUCAUUUCAUUUUCUACUUCAUCGAUUUUUUUUUGCAAAAAUAAAAAUAGUAACCGACAUUUUAUAGCGCUUUAUAAAGUUUCCAAAGCGCUUCACAUACAUUAUUUCAUUGGAGCCUCACAACAACCCUGCGAGGUAGGUACUGCAGGUGUAAAGCCCCAUUUUACAUGUGAGGAAACUGAGGCUCAGAAAGGUAAAUUGACUUGCCCAAGGUCACACAGCUAGUAAUUGUCAGAGGUGGUAAGAUUUGAACCCAGUUUUGAGGUUUUUACAAGAUUGGGCCAGAACACAUAAACAAUGUCCAUUUCUGUUAUUCUGUACCAGUAGCAAUGGCUGGUAUGCUACAAAUACAAACAUUAAUACUUAUGGAUGAUUUUUUUCUAGUAAAGAAGAAGAGUAGUAAACACUAAUUCCAAUCGGAAAUGACCAUGACCUAUUGAAUUAUGUCUUCCCUAUGAUUUGCUCAGCUUAGAAUGUUAGCCUUCCUAAAUGUUUCCAUUUAAAAUAUCUCUUCACUGCCCAUCAUUAACUGAACUAUCUUCUGUUUGACACAUGAUGCCACAUAAUGGUACAAAUAAAUAGAUGAAUGUCUUUAUGGAGCAGGUGGCUGAAGAGAAAAAGAUGCCUAAAAUUGUAAAAUUGAUUUAGGGAAGCAAACGCAUGGCACAAAAUCAUUUCUUACAGGUUUUCUUUUAUUUUAUCUCUCCAUCCAUUUCAGUGAAUGGAUAGGAUUGAUUUUUCAAAAACAAAUAAAGCAGUGAGCUGAUCUUUGGCAUUUCAGUCCUGCAUUUCUAUUCUGCUCCUUUUGUUUAGAGUACAUGCCCAUUUUUAGUCAUUCAUUCAUGUGAAGAAGUAUUCCUCCUCCAUUGAAUGUCUGCUUUCUCUAGCAACUACCAGAACUGCCCUCUGUCUGCAGCCUUUAACUGAUGGCAGGAGUGAAGGGGCUUAAAUGGUUCUGUAGCAUUUUCCUUAGCUGUCUUGACCUAAAUGAAACAAUAUGAACAGUUCCAUUAAUCACUUAAAAAAUUUUCCAGUGAGAUUCCCCUUUAUACAGAUACAGACUGAGCUGAUGGACUCUAGAACUGCCUAUGGAAAACCAUGUCAUGAGAAUGAAAUAAUUGUUUUCCCAAAUUGUGUGUGUCUUCUGCCCUCAUGAUGCAACAUGGUUUUAGAGAGGAUACAAAAGUUCAGAAAAGUGUUAGCCAAGUAUUAAAAUAAGUAAAGCAUAACUAGCCAGAGUUGUGUGAACAUGUUCUGAGGAUGAAUAAUUCAAUGCUGGUGGUGUGAUUAAAGAAAAAAAAUCAAUGAGAAUGAAAGUUAUUGCAGAUGCUAUUGUCUCAUGGCUUUGCACUAUACUGAAUCUGAAAAUUGUAUCUUUACAGUUUAAUUUGGACACAUGUUGUUUGGAAAAAACACUCACUUUUUCCCAGCAUGAUAUGUUGAGGAAAAAUGUCCACAAUGUUGUUUAUAUAUGUGAACAAGGAAUUAAUAAGUCCAACCCUUUUUAAUCCUUUUAAUACCACAAAUGUAAAAUAAAAAUUGGAAAAAAAUUGUUCCUGGUUUAAA
Messenger RNA from Trichosurus vulpecula (common brushtail), 6679 nucleotides. RefSeq names its product aspartate beta-hydroxylase (gene ASPH). NCBI's taxonomy places the organism in Eukaryota, Metazoa, Chordata, Mammalia, Diprotodontia, Phalangeridae. Gene Ontology annotation, biological process: peptidyl-aspartic acid hydroxylation. Gene Ontology annotation, molecular function: protein binding; peptidyl-aspartic acid 3-dioxygenase activity. The transcript has 27 exons. The record is from RefSeq and is a predicted model, not a curated record. Gene Ontology annotation, cellular component: endoplasmic reticulum; membrane. Bases 139 to 2544 code for a protein of 801 amino acids.